Molecule: messenger RNA, 1372 nt
Organism: Oryctolagus cuniculus (rabbit)
Lineage: Eukaryota; Metazoa; Chordata; Mammalia; Lagomorpha; Leporidae
Gene: NQO1
Product: NAD(P)H quinone dehydrogenase 1
Cellular component (GO): cytosol
Molecular function (GO): NAD(P)H dehydrogenase (quinone) activity
Source: RefSeq, a predicted model, not a curated record
AAGGAGCCAGUACGCAACCAGCCAGCCCAGCUUAGGCUUAGCUGACGCUCCGCCCAGCUGGUGUCUCGCCGAGGCCAGGGGACAACCUGCGGCCCCGCCAGUCCGCGCCGGGUACUGCGUCUCCUGCAUCUCCGCACGGGCAGCGCGCCCUGAGAGCCAUGGCUGUCAGGAAAGCACUGAUCGUCCUGGCCCAUGCCGAGAGGACGUCCUUCAACUAUGCCAUGAAGGAGGCCGCCGUGGAGGCCUUGAAGAGGACAGGCUGGGGGGUGGCCGAGUCGGACCUGUACGCCAUGAACUUCAACCCCGUCCUUUCCAGGAAGGACAUCACAGGCAAGCUGAAGGACCCCGAGAACUUCCAGUACCCUGCCGAGUCCACUCUGGCUUACAAGGAAGGCCGGCUGAGCCCGGACAUCGUGGCCGAGCAGAAGAAGCUGGAGGCCGCAGACCUGGUGAUAUUUCAGUUCCCGCUGCAGUGGUUUGGAGUCCCUGCCAUUCUGAAGGGCUGGUACGAGCGAGUGCUCAUCGGGGAGUUCGCCUACACGUACGCCUCCAUGUAUGACAAGGGGCCCUUCCGGAAGAAGAAGGCUCUGCUUUCCAUCACCAUGGGAGGCAGCGGCUCCAUGUACUCUCUCCAGGGUAUCCACGGGGACAUGAAUAUCAUUCUCUGGCCAAUUCAGAGUGGCAUUCUGCACUUCUGUGGAUUCCAAGUCCUGGAACCUCAGCUCACAUACAGCAUCGGGCACACUCCAGAGGACGCCCGGAUCCAGAUCCUGCAGCGAUGGAAGGAGCGCCUGGAGAGUAUUUGGGAUGAGACUCCUCUGUAUUUUCCUCCAAGCAGCCUUUUUGACCUAAACGUCCAGGCAGGGUUCUUAAUGAAAAAAGAGGUGCAAGAUGAGCAGAAAAACAAGGCAGUUGGCCUCUCUGUGGGCCAUCACUUGGGCAAAUCCAUCCCAACUGACAACCAGAUCAAAGCCAGAAAAUAAGAUCUCUAAGAUUUGAUCAGGCCUCCCUACUUGCUUCAGUGCUUCUGAUUGGGGUUUUCUUAUCCCAUGAGAAAUGAGUAGCAGGGGCUGGUGCUGGCACAGCAGGUUAAAGCUCUGGCCUGAAGUGCCAGCAUCCCAUGUGGACACUGGUGUGAGUCCCGGCUGCUCCACUUCAGUUCCAGCCCUCUGCUAUGGCCUGGGAAAGCAGUGGAUGACGACCCAAGUGCUUGGGCCCUUGCACCUACGUGGGGGGCCCAGAGGAAGCUCCUGGCUCCUGGCUUCGGAUUGGCUUAGCUCCGGCCUCUGCAACCAUUUGGGGAGUGAACCAGUAGAGGGAGACCUCUCUCUCUACCUCUCUAUGUAACUGUCUUUCAAAUAAAUAAAUCUUU